UUUAGUAGUUGUCCAUCGAGUGUCUAAAAAAAUAGCAUAAAUUAAUGCGUGUGAGUAAAAUGGAAUUUUUAUGUGAGCUUCGUUUCGUUCUUGUGACGAUUUUGACAGCUGGCUGACGUCGCUUUGUCCCAGACGAGCCAGAAGUCAGUCACGCUAACCUGCUAAACUUAGCCAAAGUUGGCGUUUGACGUAACCGGUUGGGUACAAGUUCAAAUUGAAUGGGAAGUGAAUUAAAUAUUGGCAAUAUGACACACAGGGACAAUGUAAUCACCCGAGUACGCGACGUAUUCAUCACGGCAGGUGCAACAGCAACUUGUCAUUCCUCACCAGAUUCUUAAAUGUUGUCGAAAUGUUUUCUUCAAUUCCUCAAUGAUGUUCAUACAAUUCAUCCAUAAAACGCAUAUCAGUACUUGUAUGGAUUUGAUAACUACAAAUAGUAAUCAAAUUGCCAUAGAAUGAACCCCCGCCGUUUCACGGCUCAGUAUUCACAUAAAAGACAAUGUUUCUUGCAUUUAAAAGCACUUGUGUUUAUAGUUUAUUCUUUUUCUAAAGUGUAACCCGUGCUGUAUGAAUGAUUGAAACACAAGCAUGCCUUUGUAGUUGGAACCACAUGUUUCUGUAAUUUUAAUGCAACAAAAGAGAUCAAAGAAAAGGUUAAAAGCGAACUUGUCAGAUAAAGUUUCCACAAGAUGACACCAAAACCUUGCUUCUAAGCCUCUACUUACAAAAUCAAUUGGUUCUGGAAUAGGCCGGUAUGAGAUUCUGACGAUAUGAUAACCUUUUAAACCAAAAUAUCACUCUUUCAAGGUAUUGCAAUUAAAGCUCUAAAAUGUGUUACUUUGAGAUAUCUGGGUUAAAAGAUAGAUUUUUUUUAAAAAUCCAUUGAACAGGAUUUUUUAAUUUUCAAAACAUAUUAGCAAAUUGGAAUAUAAAUAUAAUGUUAAGAUAAAAUAAAUUUAAAAAAUAAAAAAUAACUGAAAUAUGGCGGAAAACUCGGACAAGGCUGAAAAAGCAGUUUCUGCUCUUGCACCCCUCUUAAAAAUAAACUGCUGUAUUUUAAGCCAAAAGAACUGUUGUAUAUGUCUAUAUACUGCCGUAGCAGUUUCAUGGCGCAUUAAGCCCCCAAACUAUUUUUAAUUUGUCCGUUUUACCCUUGAGACCCCCGUUUACAGACACCGCGCAACCGCUUUUGUUUCAACCCAGCCAUGAAAAGAAGAUUGGGAGAGCAGUGCUACAGAGAUGCCAUGGAGCAAUGCCAUAACUACAACGCUCGUCUGUGUGCGGAGAGGAGCGUACGCAUGCCCUUCCUCGACUCUCAAACGGGUGUGGCUCAGAGCAACUGCUACAUCUGGAUGGAGAAGAGGCACAGAGGGCCUGGGAGGGCUCCGGGGCAGCUCUACACAUACCCUUCCAGAAGGUGGAGGAAGAAGAGACGAUCCCAUCCUUCCGAGGACCCCAGGCUCGUCUUUCCUCCGGUCAAGUCAGAGGUGGACUUUGGACUGAAGAAGGAUGCCAUCUUGUCGUCUGACGGCAGCAGCCUGGAGGCCUUGCUUAAAGGCGACUCUCUAGAGAAACGCACACCCGCCGAUUUCCGGGCAUCUGAGGAAGACUCCAAUCUCAGCGACUACACCGCCAGCUUAAACCCUUCCACGCGCAUCAGAAAAAAAAUCCUGGAGCCCGACAGCUUUCUCGAUGACUUGGAUGACGAAGACUAUGAGGAAGACACGCCAAAGAGAAGAGGCAAAGGGAAGGGAAAGGGUCGCGGUGUGGGCGGCGGCAGGAGGAAGCUGGACUCGGCAGCGAUAGAGGAACGUGACAAGCCGUACGCUUGCGACAACACUAUCAAACAAAAGCAUAUUUCCAAACCUUCUGAAAAAGUCUGCGGCAAACGUUACAAAAACCGCCCCGGCCUGAGCUACCACUAUACCCACUCGCACCUGGCGGACGAGGAGGGCGAUGACAGGGAGGAGAUGGAGGUCAGCGAGCCACCGCCGCUGCCGCCUGAGGUUCCUAAAACUCCUAAGAAAGGCCCGGAUGGGUUGGCCCUGCCCAACAAGUAUUGCGACUUCUGCUUGGGAGACACCAGAACCAACCACAAGACAGGCCAAUCCGAAGAACUGGUAUCCUGUUCUGACUGCGGACGCUCGGGCCACCCGUCCUGCCUGCAGUUCACACCCAUCAUGAUGGCCGCCGUCAAGACUUACCGCUGGCAGUGCAUCGAAUGCAAGUGCUGUAACAUGUGCGGCACCUCGGAGAACGACGACCAGCUGCUCUUCUGUGACGACUGCGACCGAGGUUACCAUAUGUACUGCCUCAAGCCGCCCAUGGCUGAACCCCCAGAGGGGAGCUGGAGCUGUCACCUGUGCGUGGACCUCCUCAAAGACAAAGCGUCCAUCUACCAGAAGCAGGACGCGCCACCCUCGUGAUGGCCGCUGUUUCUCCGCACGACCAGGGAGGCUGCUAUCGGUCCAAAGGGAAAGUAGAGUCCAGCGCGUGCCACCACGCCGACCUCACGUCUUCGCGCGUGACUGUUCCGCUCUCCGUUUGCGUUCGGCGAGACCCACAAGCAGAACUCUCACUUGCUGGAAUCGAGUAGCGUGCCGGGUGAGGAGGAUCGUUUUUUUACAACUUCAUUUCCAAAGUAUGUCUAAUCCCAGUACACUUUAGUGAACAUCAAGCAAAGUUCAUUUAAAUUCAGGAGACCUUUCACAUCCCAAAAGAUGGUUUGUCGCAACACUGCUCACUAAAAAUUAGAAGUAUCCUACUCAUGCGCAUUGAUGAUCUGCACUACUGUUCCAAAGUUGUUUUACAAAGAAAAGUUUAACCCAUUAAGAUAUCUGCCAUCUUUUGGUGGAAAGUAGUAUCUACACGAGGCACCAUAUUUGCAGCUCUGGCUUGUUAGAAGUUUAAAUGGUUAACAACAGACCAGGCAUGUGCCAGUAUAAGAUUUUGAUGGUAUGAUACCCCUCAGCAAAAAUAACGUAGUUUCACGGUAUUGCAAUUAUAGUUCUAAAAUGUGUUAUUUUGAGAUGUAUGGGUUAAAAAAAAAAAAAUCAUUGAACAGGAUUUUUUAUUUUUCAGAACAUUUUUACAAAUUAAACCUUAUGUAAUUAUUCCAAUUUUGUUGUUUUAUCACAAUAGAUUGGUUUAUUUACAUUUCAAAACCCAGAAGCCAUUCAUUUACAAAUGUCAUUGCACUUAAGUUAACAUAUUUAAAUGUUCAGAUAUUAAGAUUUGAAUGAGGCAAAAUAACAUGCUUUUUCUCUCAAAUAUAUUGUUAUAAUUAGGGUUGUUCCGAUCAUGUUUUUUCGCUCCCGAUCCGAUCCCGAUCGUUUUAGUUUGAGUAUCUGCCUAUCCCGAUAAUUCCCGAUCCGAUUGCUUUUUUUUUGCUCCCGGUUCAAUUCCAAUCAUUCCCGAUAAUUUUUCCCGAUCAUAUACAUUUUGGCAAUGCAUUAAGAAAAACAUGAAUAAAACUCGGACGAAUAUAUACAUUCAACAUACAGUACAUAAGUACUGUAUUUGUUUAUUAUGUCUCCUUGUGCCCUGCAAUUGGUUGGCAACCAGUUCAGGGUGUCCCCUGCCUACUGCCCGUAGUUAGCUGGGAUAGGCUCCAGCACCUCCGCGACCCUCGUGAGGAAAAGUGGCAUGGAAAAUGAAUGAAUGAAUGAAUGACAAUAAAUCCUCAAGAUGGCAUUUACAUUAUUAACAUUUUUUCUGUGAGAGGGAUCCAUGGAUAGAAAGACUUGUAAUUUUUAAAGGAUAAAUGUGACUUUGUUUAUUGUGACUAAAUAUUGCCAUCUAGUGUAUUUGUUGAGCUUUCAGUAAACGAUACUGUAGCCAUUUAACUGUUCUGCCCAAAUGCAUGAUGGGAAGUGCAACCAUGACUGUGCGUGGUGGUACCAAUUGAUAUAGCUUCUCUGCGUUGGGAAAUAACAUAGGAUGUUAAGUAAAAGAUCAAUUACUACCUUUCUUCCCCACAUUGCUUCCCACGAUACUUUUAAUUGUAGGGAGAGGGAUUGUAAGGCUUUAGCCAAGUAAAUAAAGGCUCUAAAGGCUGCCAAAAUUCACUUUACUCAUUUUACGCUGCCUUUUAGCUCUAUAUAUUAGUAAAAUGGCACCAUUACAGAUCGAACGCGACAAUGCGUGAGUGGGUCGUGCAGCGCAUGCAUUAAUUGCGUUAAAUAUCUUAACGUGAUAAAAAACAUUUUAAAUUAAUUACCGCCGUUAACGGGAUAAAUUUGAUAACCCUACCUUAAGCCUAAACUAAAGACUCUGGAUGAGUGUAAUAUAUUAUGUCUGUAACGUUAAAUACAAUUAAACGAUUUAAUUUAAAAAAAUAUAUAUAUAUAUAUAUCAAAAAAGGCAUGUCCGAUUUUUUUUUUUGCCGAUUCUGAUACUUUGAAAAUGACGUGAUCGGACCCGAUCGAUUGGAGAUGGGCACAUCUCUAGUUAUAAUCGUUUGUUUCAGAUGUACUGUAAUUAUUUUCUGUAUAAAAAUUAAUUUGGUGUUCAAAAAGUCUUUUUUUAAACUUGAGUCUUUAAAAAGAGGGGGUCGUCUUAUAAUCUUAUAUUCGGGCCAAUCCGGUACUCCCGUACAAGCGAUUUUUUUUUUUUUUUUUUUUUGAGGAAAAAGCUCACCACCUUCAGCCAUUGGUUCAACUUUAGUCUAUAGCAGAUUAGCUUCACUGAUGGGCAUAGCAACAACCGGAGGGGUAGGGGUGGGUGCCCCCGCUCCAUUUAUCGCUGCAUUUUUGGGGACAUAAAAAAUAGCUAAUACCGUACUACGAUGUGACAGAAAAUUUUAGUGGUUUUGAAACCGUGACGUUUUAGUACCACGGUAAAACUUGAAACCGGUAACCGGCACAUGCCUACAACAGAUGUUGCGACAAACUUUGGAACAGUAGUGUACACACACUCCCACUCGCACAAAACAAUUCAUUGUAAGGGCUGUGUCAAAGUUUCUAUGCUUGCAAAGAUGAAAUGAUCAUGGAGAUGUUUAAAAAGUUUAAAAAUGUUUUUAUUGUAUUGAUAGCGAGCCACUUUUAAGAAAUAUUUGGCCCUUUAUGUGAAGUAGUUGCGGGAUGAAGUCCUCUAAGGUUCAGACUAAAUUUAUAUUUAAAAAAUAUAUAUAUAUAUCUUGCAAUACGCAAAAAAAAUCUUUAAAUGUUAUGAGCUGUUGUGGGUUGAAGGAUUUUAGGAACACGCACACAGCUUCUUCCAAUAAACUCAAACGUUAAGGUCUUCUUUGCUGUGUUGUAGCAGUUAGCACCCCUUUCUAUAUUUAUCCUACAUUGCAGCACCACGUGGUUCUUUUGUAGUCAUCAUCUGCAGCCUCUUAAGAGGUGAUUUGCUGCUAUAGGAUGCACAGUUGGAGCUUGUUAAAGAAUUGUGAGCAGCUCCAAAACUAUUGGCUUUGGAUUUUUUUUUUAUUCUAAGUAUGAUCACUGUAGGCCGCUUCUCGCGGGCUGGUUAAUGAAAUGUCCCAAUGUACUUUUCACUGUAGGAAAAUAAAAAAUACAAAGGACAGUGUUUGUGUCCUCGUGUUGCUUAACGAAGCAUCCAAUCUAAUUAAGAGUUGCGUUAUUACCCGUUCUUUGAAUCACAGAAACAAAUAUUGUCGCAGUAUUUUAUUGCACUCAGGAUAUAAGUCUAUAAUCAAAUGCCUAAUAAAAAUUGUAAUCUAUCACAUUUGAAGAUAAACUUCACAUUGCCGUCGAACAGCAGUUAAACAUUCAAUCCUCGGUUUCCAAUUGAUUUGCGCUCCCUUUCACAAAACUAUUGCGUGUCAAAAGAUUUUCUACACACAAACAUAUGCAGGAAUUAAUCUUACGAUCUAAUUUCAACAUCAAAAAAACAAGCACAUAACUCAGUCCCAGACAGAUUCACAUUGCUACAAAUCUAAGUAGAUUCAACAUUUACAAAAAGUCAGAAUUAUACAUCCAUUUGGAAAUUAAAUCACUUGGGUGGAACAUUUAAGACUUAAGAUAUAUUUAGAUUUUUUUUUUUUACCAAUUGCGGGAACUUACCUUAAAAAUAUUUGUUUCCUUUACGAUAAAAGGAGCAGCAUGAAUAUUAUUGCAUUUCAUAUAAGCAUGAAGUACCUGUGAAGGGUUGUGCUUAACAACUAAAAUAUUCCACCAAAGUGAAUUAAGAAAACAUCAUUUUCGUACCACAAUGUGACAAUUUCAACUAACCUAAACUCAUCAAAGCUGGUGAAACUCUUUAAAUAUACCUACGUGAAGUUGGCCCCUCGUCAGAUGCAAAUUUACAUAAAAAAUCGUUUGUGCUGCAAAGGUUUUGUAGAUACAGGUAGUCCCCGGGUUACGAAUCAUUUCUACCCGAAUUUCCACUUAAGUCGGAAUUAACCCUUUAAGUGCCCCUACAUCUCAAAAUAACUAUUCAAAAACAUGUAUUAUACGUCACUGCACUGUCCUCGCCAAGUGCUAUCUAGACAGCGAGCUAAGCUUCGAAAUGAUGAUGUCAGACGUCCGUGUGGUUUGCUGACUUUAUUCAGCUGCUCAUGACAUAAACAAUUGCAGAAUGAAACUAAAAUGAAAUAAAUCAGUCUCAUCUUCAAUAACAACGAUUCAAAUUUGCGUUUACAAGUAGCUGCUGUUACAGCAAUAACAAACGCUUAGCAUGUAUCAGUUAGCGUCCGCACAUCAUCAAAAACAAUCACAAUGUGUGGGAUGGGUGGUGUGUAAAUGCUCUCGCGUGCGGAAGUACAACCUGUUCUACUCUUCCUGCAUCAAAAUAAAAGCAUGCAUCACGAAACAAAAGUCAACAUUAAAAAAAAAAAAAAAAAAUGAGACAAGCGUCGUAAAGUUGAAAUCACAUGCAGUGCCCUCCAUAAUUAUUAGCACCCCUGGUUAAGAUGCGUUUUUUUAGCGUCUAAUAAUUUUUUUUUAUUCAAAUAAUAUGGUACCUUAAUGGAGAAAAAGAGAAAAAUCCAACCUUCAAUACAAGUGCAUUUAUUCAGUGGGGAAAAAAUCCCACAUAAAGAAAUAGUUAUUUGACAUCAAAUAAUGUGUGUCACAAUUAUUAGCACUACUGGUGUUAAUACUUUGUACAGCCCCCUUUUGCCAACAAAACAAGGUCUGGGGACUGAGAUGGCCAUGGGAGGAGCUUGAUUUUGUGUCUGGUGAACCAUUUCUGUGUAGAUUUGGCCAUAUGUUUAGGGUCAUUGUCUUGCUGAAAGACCCAGACCCAUCUUCAGCUUUCGGGCAGAGGGCAACAGAUUUUGAUAUAAAAUGUCUUGGUAUUUCAAAGCAUUCAUGAUGCCACGCACCCUAACAAGGUUCCCAGGACCUUUGGAAGCGAAACAACCCCACAGCAUCACUGACCCACCCCCAUACUUCACAGUGGGUAUGAGGUGCUUUUCAGCAUGCACAUCUUUCGUGGCACGCCAGACCCACUUAGUGUUUGUUGCCAAAAAGCUCAAUGUUGGUCUCAUCUGACCAAAGCACACGGUCCCAGGCUUCAACUGGCUUCAACAAACACUCUAAGUGGGUCUGGCGUGCCACGAAAGAUGCGGCUAGGCCCCUCCAGGACCUUAAGAUGCUUCUUACGGAGCCACUCUUUAAUUGCCUUGGCUGUGUGCUUUGGGUCGUUGUCAUGCUGGAAGACCCAGCCACGACCCAUCUUCAGGGCUCUCACUGAAGGAAGGAGGUUGUCAGCCAAGAUCUGGCGAUACAUAGCCCCACCCAUCUUCCCCUCAAUACGGUGCAGUCGUCCUGUACCCUUGGCAGAGAAGCAGCCCCAAAAAAAUGAUGUUUCCACCUCCAUGUUUCACGGUUGGGAUGGUGUUCUUGGGGUUGUACUCAUCCUUCUUUUUCCUCCAAACAUGACGAGCCGAGUUUAGACCAAAAAGUUCAUUUUUGGUCUCAUCCGACCACAUGACCUUCUCCUGUUGCUCUGGAUCAUCCAGAUGGUCAGUGGCAAACUUCAGACGUGGCUGGACAUGCACUGGCUUCAGCAGGGGGACCUUGCAUGCGCUGUAGGAUUUUAAUCCAUGACGGCGUAAUGCGUUUCCGAUGGUUUUCUUCGAGACUGUGGUUCCAGCUCUCUUCAGGUCAUUGACCAGGUCCUGCCGUGUAGUUCUGGACUGAUCCCUCACCUUCCUCAUGAUCAGUGAUGCCCCACGAGGUGAGAUCUUGCAUGGAGCCCCAGAACGAGGCAGAUUGACCGUCAGCUUGAACUUCUUCCAUUUUCUAAUAAUCGCUCCAACAGUUGUUACCUUCUCACCAAGCUGCUUGCUUAUUUUCCUGUAGCCCAUCCCAGCCUUGUGCAGGUCUAUUAUUUUAUCCCUGAUGUCGUUACACAGCUCUUUGGUCUUGGCCAUUGUGGAGAGGUUGGAGUUUGUUUGUCUGAACAUGUGAACAGGUGUCUUUUAUACAGGUAACAAGUUCAAACAGGUGCCAUUACUUCCGGUAAUGAGUGGAGAACAGGAGGGGUUCUAAGAGCCGAAAUAUUUACUAGUUGGUAAUGUAUCAAAUACUUAUUUCAUGCAGUUAAAUACAAAUUUAUUAUUUAAAAAUUAUACAAUGUGAUUUUCUGGAUUUUUGUAUUACAUUCCAUCCCUCACAGUUGAAGAGAACUUAUGAUACAAAUUACAGACCUCUACAUGGCUUGCAUAUGGGAAAACCAGCAAAAUCGGCAGUGUAUCAAAUACGUGUUCUCCCCACUGUAACUUUUAAGUGAUGUGUAUUAUCAAGCGUAAUGACAUUUAUAGGUAAGAAAUAUUUUAUAAGAUCUAAGUUUUUUUAAGUGAAAACAGUGAACUAGUCCUUUUUUUAGUCACUUUGAGAUGCAAUUAGGUUGUUGGCUGUUUUCAACAAUGUACAUUGAAAAUAAAGACAUUGAUUGAAAAUGGUUCAAUAUUAGAUGAAAUGUCUUGUUUUCUCAUCUAUAUAAUUGCUCUUUACCUACAAAAAAAAAUGUUUUAUCCGCUUACUCGAUUACUAAAAUAUUCGAUAGCUGCAGCGCUAGCAAAUAUGAAAUUUGUCGUAUUCUUGGAGCUUCACCAUGUAAACGGGCCCUUAUUUUGUUGGAAUGAAAUCCAGCACCCACUGCCGCCCUAUGUGGAAUUGUUUGGAGACACCUGGCAUAGAUUACUAAAACUUUGUGGUGUUAAAGGGGAAGUUCGGAAUUUUUGACAUCAGGCUUAGUCUUCGAUUUGGGG
This is a messenger RNA of Corythoichthys intestinalis (scribbled pipefish), 9181 nucleotides long. It is a transcript of the gene dpf2, whose product is annotated as double PHD fingers 2. Gene Ontology annotation, biological process: positive regulation of transcription by RNA polymerase II. Gene Ontology annotation, cellular component: MLL3/4 complex. Gene Ontology annotation, molecular function: transcription coactivator activity; histone binding; histone H3K4 methyltransferase activity. The transcript is spliced from 12 exons. The coding region runs from base 1206 to 2426 and encodes 406 amino acids. The record is from RefSeq and is a predicted model, not a curated record. NCBI's taxonomy places the organism in Eukaryota, Metazoa, Chordata, Actinopteri, Syngnathiformes, Syngnathidae.